Venustampulla echinocandica is the source of this 870-nucleotide messenger RNA. RefSeq lists its product as uncharacterized. The record is from RefSeq and is a predicted model, not a curated record. Bases 1 to 870 code for a protein of 289 amino acids. The transcript has 2 exons. NCBI's taxonomy places the organism in Eukaryota, Fungi, Ascomycota, Leotiomycetes, Helotiales, Pleuroascaceae.
AUGGACAGUGUCCAAGCACGUCCGCCAAAACGGCGCAAGACCAAAUCGAAAGAAACGCCGGCCUUCUACCACGUCAUGCCCCCGGAGAUUCGCAAUGAGAUCUAUGAGCAUGCAGCACUGCCAGAAACUGUUGAUCCCGAAGCGCGCACCUUCAAGACCGUGACUUCAGAGGGGAACAUCGCACCCAAGGACACCGUCCAGUCCUUCUUCCUAGACGCAGUCAGCGAGAGUGGCAGGAGUUCACUUUUCGAGAGGGAUGUUGUCAAGAUUACAGAGCUCACGCAGGAAGUGCUCACUCUCGUGAUGCCUGGAAUACUCUUCCAAUUCAGCACACCCAGUGCCCUCGAAGUAUUCGCCGAAACAUUUGCGGCCCACAGCAACGUGUGCCAUAUUGUCCCGGAGCUACAUAUUGAGUUGAACUUGGCAAACAACUUAAGUCAGGCAUCUCUCGAGGAGCUAGCCAAAUUCAAAGCGACUAAGCUGCCACACGGUCGCGGUAUCCAGAUGCAUGACCACGUCGAAAAGUGGAUGCUCGUCAUCAAGACUCUUCCCAAGACAACAACACACGUCCAUCUGGUAUUUUCGCACAUUUGGAGAGAUUUUCGAGAACUUCGUGGCCUUUCCAAGAAGCAUGGCCUCUCAGAACGCACAGUCACCUUCCAGUUUAGGACGCCGUCCAUCGAGCGUCCGGACCAUAGCUUCUUUGAGGCCCAGACAAUGGCGGCGGUGAAGGACCUGGAGGUUGCUGAACAAGCUGGGAUCAGUGAGGAAAAGAGAGCCAAGCUCGUCAAAUUUGGAUGCAGAGGCUUCAAUUCUACCAGAGUUAGGGGCGCGGAUCACGAGGCGAUACAAACUGAUAAGGGCAAAUGA